Microcebus murinus (gray mouse lemur) is the source of this 3597-nucleotide messenger RNA. RefSeq names its product solute carrier family 7 member 1 (gene SLC7A1). The record is from RefSeq and is a predicted model, not a curated record. NCBI's taxonomy places the organism in Eukaryota, Metazoa, Chordata, Mammalia, Primates, Cheirogaleidae. Gene Ontology annotation, cellular component: plasma membrane. Gene Ontology annotation, biological process: L-arginine import across plasma membrane; L-ornithine transmembrane transport. Gene Ontology annotation, molecular function: L-ornithine transmembrane transporter activity; L-lysine transmembrane transporter activity; L-arginine transmembrane transporter activity.
CAUCGAUACAACGUUGUUAUCUAGUCUGCAGUCCAUUAAUGUAUUCAACUUCCAGUUGUCCUUUACAACUAGGUAUUUUCUGGGAAGGGUUUGGUGGGUGAGGGGUCUUUCAAAGGAGCUAUAGUCUAAUUUUCUACCUCAUAAGCCUCUUUGAGGAAAAGUUUCUAAAAGUUAGAAUGCUUAUCAUGAAAAGUUUGGAAACUACAGAAAAUAGAAGGAGAAAAUAAAAACCACCCGCAAUUCCAGCACUGGGGUGUAGCGCUCAGGCAGGUAAAGGGCUUGCAGAAAGGCAGUUGGAAGACAUCUCCGGUUCCUUCAGCUGCUGGUGACCCGGCCACCCAGACAGGCGGGCUGUGGGGUGGAGCCAGCCCCCGUCUGCCGCCUGGUCGUUCAUGCUGCUGCACGGUCCCUGGGCGAGUGCGGACCCAAUCCAAGCCGCCAGCAAACUGAACCACCCUUGGUGGUGCUUUUGUCGUGCAUACCCUUGGGGUGGGGUAGGGUGGAGAUCAUUAUUAAAUAUCCAGAACUUGUUGGAGACUUGAAAAGAAAUGUUGCAGGUCCUCUCUUGUCUUGUGUAUACCCCUCGCUUCCUAGACUUGGCGGGGGUUAAGGACGGGCGAGGAGCCUGACUGCGGGGAAACAGCAUCGGCCAUGUCCAUCAUCUUGCGGCUAUUUCAGACUAGCCUGUUGAUGAACCUCUUGGCCCAUACCAGUGGGCCACUGAAGAAGUGCGACACAGACUUCGAAACUGUGAAGUUUGCUCUUUGUUAAUGACGGUGCCUCUCAAAAGCCCUUGGGGGAAGGUUUCAGAACUGGUGUACAUGGUGAGAUUUGGACCUUCUGCGUGGUGCCUACCUGGGCGGUCCCCUGCGCCCUGACCAAUAGUGACUGAGAGCCACUCCCCUUUUUCCUGGCCUGGAAUGGGUCGUGGCUAAGUGAGUCUGGUUUGUGGGAAUGAUUUUGUUCUUAGCAGUUCCCCUUUGCGUGUGCCUCAGUUUCCCUGAGUUGGAAACCUACGCCUCGUGUGAGAAAGGGCCCCUGAAGGUCAUGAUCAAAAGCCUCGAGUAUUUUUCCAUGUGUUUGUUUUCUCUUCCCCUGCCCCAGACCCUCGCCUUGAAGGAGCUGGCCUUGGGGGUGAUAGUGGCGGGCAGCCGCCCAGGCUCCGUGCGCCCCGCUGGGCCCACGCAGCACCCAUCCUGGACAGGCCGGGCUGAGGGGCUGCUCUUCAAAGAAACCCUUUGAAGUGCAAACAUUUCCUUUCCUGAAAAGAAGGGAAAUUGAAAUGAAAACAUAUUGUUCUGUGCAGACAAUGUUCCCUUCGAUCAAAGAGGGAGCGGGGCUUAUAAAGGGGGAUUCACAGUUCAGACCUGGACGGGGCGACCAUGUGGGUGUGAGCAGCCGUCCCGAGGAGGAGGAGGAGGAGCGGGACGCGUCUGUGAGAUCGGAGUUGGAAGCACCCCUCGUACCCUCCUGAGACGUCUCUGCUCCAAGAUCCAGGCGAUCCUCAGGUGACAAGGCGUUGAUCCUCGCAUCGUAGUCCAGGUCUGAACAGCAGAAUGGGGUGCAAAGUGCUGCUCGGCAUCGGCCAGCAGAUGCUGCGGCGGAAGGUGGUGGACUGCAGCCGGGAGGAGAGCCGGCUGUCCCGCUGCUUGAACACCUUCGACCUCGUGGCCCUCGGGGUGGGCAGCACGCUGGGAGCCGGCGUCUACGUCCUGGCCGGAGCCGUGGCCCGCGAGGACGCGGGCCCUGCCAUCGUCAUCUCCUUCCUGAUCGCCGCGCUGGCCUCGGUGCUCGCCGGCCUGUGCUACGGCGAGUUUGGCGCCCGCGUGCCAAAGACGGGCUCGGCCUACCUCUACAGCUACGUCACCGUCGGGGAGCUCUGGGCCUUCAUCACCGGCUGGAACCUGAUCCUCUCCUACAUCAUCGGCACUUCAAGCGUAGCGAGGGCCUGGAGCGCGACGUUCGAUGAGCUCAUAGGCAGACCCAUCGGGCAGUUCUCGCGGACGCACAUGGCCCUGAAUGCCCCGGGGGUGCUGGCCGAAAACCCCGACAUAUUCGCCGUGAUCAUAAUUCUCAUCUUGACAGGACUUUUAACUCUCGGUGUGAAAGAGUCAGCCAUGGUCAACAAAAUAUUCACUUGUGUCAACGUCCUGGUCCUGGGCUUUAUCAUGGUGUCAGGAUUUGUGAAAGGAUCAAUUAAAAACUGGCAGCUCACGGAGGAGGAUUUCCGGAACACGUCCGGCCAUCUGUGUCUGAACAAUAACACGAAGGGAGGGGCUCCUGGUGUUGGCGGAUUCAUGCCCUUCGGAUUCUCCGGCGUGCUGUCAGGGGCUGCGACUUGCUUCUACGCCUUCGUGGGCUUUGACUGCAUUGCCACCACAGGCGAGGAGGUCAAGAACCCGCAGAAGGCCAUCCCCGUGGGCAUCGUCGCCUCCCUCCUCAUCUGCUUCAUCGCCUACUUCGGGGUGUCGGCCGCCCUCACGCUCAUGAUGCCGUACUUCUGCCUGGACAAGGACAGCCCCCUGCCCGACGCCUUCAAGCACGUGGGCUGGGAAGGCGCCAAGUACGCGGUGGCCGUGGGCUCCCUCUGCGCGCUUUCUACCAGUCUUUUAGGCUCCAUGUUUCCUAUGCCUCGAGUUAUCUACGCCAUGGCCGAAGAUGGACUGCUGUUUAAAUUUUUGGCCAAAAUCAACGAUAGGACCAAAACACCGAUAAUCGCCACGUUAACCUCCGGUGCCAUCGCUGCUGUGAUGGCCUUCCUCUUUGACCUGAAGGACCUGGUGGACCUCAUGUCCAUCGGCACCCUCCUGGCCUACUCUUUGGUGGCUGCCUGCGUGUUGGUCUUACGGUAUCAGCCAGAGCAGCCUAACCUGGUGUACCAGAUGGCCAGAACGUCCGACGAGCUGGAUCAGGUAGAGCAGAGCGAACUGGGCAGCACCAACGACUCCCAGACGGGCUUCCUGCCGGAAGCGGAGAUGUUUUCUUUGAAAGCCAUACUCUCACCCAAAAACAUGGAGCCUUCCAAACUCUCUGGGCUGAUAGUGAACAUUUCAACCAGCCUCAUAGCCACUCUUAUCAUCAUCUUCUGCGUCGUGGCCGUGCUCGGGAAGGAGGCUCUGACUCAAGGGAAGCUGUGGGCAAUCUUGGUGCUCACAGGAUCUGUCCUCCUCUGCACCUUGGUCACCGGCAUCAUCUGGAGGCAGCCUGAGAGCAAGACCAAGCUCUCGUUCAAGGUGCCCUUCCUGCCCGUGCUACCCAUCCUCAGCAUCUUCGUGAACGUCUAUCUCAUGAUGCAGCUGGACCGGGGCACCUGGGUGCGGUUUGCGGUAUGGAUGCUCGUGGGCUUUGGCAUCUACUUUGGCUACGGUCUGUGGCACAGCGAGGAGGCGUCCCUGGCAGCCGACCAAGCAAGGACUCCUGACGGCAAUUUGGACCAGUGCAAGUGACGCGCAGCCCUGCCCCCUGUAGGGGGCAGCAGCCCCGAGGGACACCCCAGGAGACAGGGAGGCACCCCGCCCUCCCCGCCAGUGUAACAAGAACCACCCACACCCACGACGCCCCCAACGCAGCCGCAGGUGCGAUUACUUGAAGCGCAGC